This is a messenger RNA of Myzus persicae (green peach aphid), 2714 nucleotides long. RefSeq names its product putative RNA-binding protein 15. Gene Ontology annotation, molecular function: mRNA binding. Gene Ontology annotation, cellular component: nucleus. NCBI's taxonomy places the organism in Eukaryota, Metazoa, Arthropoda, Insecta, Hemiptera, Aphididae. The transcript has 2 exons. The record is from RefSeq and is a predicted model, not a curated record. Bases 319 to 2553 code for a protein of 744 amino acids. Gene Ontology annotation, biological process: regulation of alternative mRNA splicing, via spliceosome.
UACACGAGUCACGACUCGCUAUCGUUUGGCGUAACGUGCGCGUCGCAUCGCGUCCGGUGGGUACACUAUAUUCCGCCGUUUAUUAUCAUUUUUUUUUUUGAAAUUUUUAGUAGUACUCCAUAUUUGGAUUACUUCGAGUUUAAAACUAUUUUUGUUCAAAUCGUGUCCAAAUAGUAAUUCAAUCGAUUUUUAAUCUUUUACCGCAUUGUUGAUCUGCAGUACCUGGACGGCGUGACAUCGUCUGCUGUGUACUUGUGUUGGGUUUUAACAUUUUACAAGUAUUUUUGGUUUUAUUGUGCGUCCGUCAAAAUAUCUAGAAUGCCAAAACAUUUUAAACCUGAAAAUAUCACCGUGAAAAUUGAUAAUAAUACGAAACGCGCUACUUAUGUUUAUUCUUCUCCUCGUGUGUCACAUGAAAAACGUCAUACCAGUAUUAAAAGGUAUGAUAGUAGUGCAGACGAGCAAGAGUUGUCUGAAUAUGUACGUCGUGGAGCUCGAACACCGCCAAGUCCUAGAGUGUCUAGGUUUUCAGAAAUUGACGAAUUUGACCGAUCUAGGGAUUUGGAUCGCUCGUAUCACACUUAUAAAGUAUUGUGUGUUAGUGCUCUACAUCCUAAAGCAACUGACGAACAAGUCAAAGAAACUUUGUAUCGAGAAUACAGAAAAUUUGGUGAAUUUUCUGUUAAAAUAUCACAUGAACUAGAUGAAAGAAUGGCUUAUGUGUGUUUUAAAAACUCAGGAGAUGCUAAAGAUGCCAUACAAAGUAAGCCUAAAAUUAGUUUGUUUGAUAAAAUAGCUUUAGUUGCACCUGUUUAUGAAAGCCGUAGUUCUAGAGAUCAUUAUGAAUCAAGAGCUAGACGUUCGCAAUCCCGACACUUUUCUCCAGAUGUUGAAAGGUACUAUCCUGCUCCUAUAGAAGUUCAUAGACCACAUCUAAGUGAUAGGUUAUACGAAAGGUUACCAUAUGGUGUUUUUCCCUCUAUGCGUCCGCAACAAAUCUUUCGACAAAUAAAUAUGCCAUCAUUAAAUCCACGUGAACUCAUGAUAUCUCGACAACAGCUAUUACAUCGUAUGCCUCCUACUCGUCCAUUUCAUCCAUUGCAUGGCCAUGUGAUACCAAGACAUGUUGUGCGACCCCUUAAACCAUACUCUUAUCCUCGUAUGAUACAAGACAAAAAAGAUAAAUUUCCUAACUAUUUACACCAUAUUCUACCUGAAGAUGACCCAUUAGCUACACGAACAUUGUUUGCUGGAAAUUUAGAACUUUCCAUUUCGGAUGAAGAACUUUACCAUUUAUUUAGUAAAUAUGGAGUUGUUGAGGAUAUUGAUGUUAAACGACCGUUGCCAGGAACAGGAAAUUCAUAUGCAUUUGUUCGUUAUCAAAAUUUAGAUAUGGCUCAUAGAGCCAAAGUCGAAUUAUCUGGUCAAUAUAUAGGCAGAUAUCAAUGUAAAAUUGGCUAUGGAAAAUCUAUUCCAACACUACGGAUAUGGGUUGGUGGUUUGGGUCCCUGGACAGCACUUUCUCAACUAAUACAAGAAUUUGAUAGAUUUGGUGCUAUCAAAAAAAUUGAGUUUACCAAAGGUGACACUUGUGCCUAUAUACAUUAUGAAAGUAUUGAUGCUGCAACUGCAGCUGUCAAUGGAAUGAGAGGAGUGCCUUUAGGAGGCUCAGAACAUAAACUGAGAACAGAUUUUGCUACAGAAGUCUGUAGCAGUCCUACAUUAACUUAUUCAACAAAGUCCAAGUCAUCCCAAGGUGAUGUUCCAGCAACUGCAAGAGAUUUACAAGAACUAACAAGACAAUUUGGUUGGCCAGAUAAUGAGUAUCCUUUGUAUAGUUCUAGAAUUGAUCGUAAUGAUCAUACAGAAUAUAGUGAAGAAAGUAGAGGACUUGGUAAUCAUGAGAAUAGUCUAUCAUUCAAGCAGCAUUCUGUUUCUGAUAUUAGUUCUUCUGGAUCAUCACUUCACCAAUUCAUUGACAGUGAUGUAGAAUCUGAAGAAGCAGAAAUACAAUCUGUAAGUCCUUUGGAUUCUGUUCGUACACUAGAGCAUUUGGCUUGUAAAUGUUCUGAUUCAUGGCAAGGCAGUCUUGUAUUAAAAACCUCUCAGUUCCCUGCUAAAUGCCAUUUAAUUUCCGGUGAUGCAAAUAUCAUACAGUCAAUGAUGAAAGAUUUAGAUGGUAAAUCAAUAUUACGCAUAACUCAACGAUUGCGUUUAGAUGAGUCAAAGUUGGAAGAUGUUUCUAAUCGUAUAACGACUGCCGAUAAGCAUGCUAUAUUUUUGGCAAUGCCUUAUUCUACUCAUUCCAUUUACAACGAUGACGCAUUGAUACAAAUUAGACCGUUACGCAAUUUAGUAACAUAUUUAAAGCAAAAAGAAGCUGCUGGGGUAAUAUCAUUAAUAAAUAAAGAUCCAGAACUAAUUGGUGUAUUAUAUGCAUUUCCUCCAUGUGAGUAUUCAGCCAAAUUAUUGAAACAAUUUGCAAAAAAUUUAAGUAGUGAAGCAUUAAAUGAUGAUCAUUUAGUUGUGGUAGUAGUUAAUGGGGAUCUUUAGUAUUAAGAAAUUAUUUUUUUAUUCAAUUUUCAAGUACAUUUGCCCACUAAUAAUGUAUACAGGGCGUAUCCGUAUUUUAUUUUUAUCAAUUUCAUUUAAUAAUUGGUUACUAUUAAUUAUUUUAAGUUUAAUACAAGUUAAUUACAAUUUUAUUAUAAGUU